CUUUUGUUGCAGUCCAAUGAGCGUUGGGUUUCUGGUCGACGGCGCUGGGUCGAGGGAAACUCCGGGGAAUCUCUCAGGGAAUUUGGGGGUCUCCCAUGUGGGGAGCUCCACGGGCGGGAGAAGCUGUAGGGCUCCCUUGCAGAGAGGAGACAAAAAGCUCUCGACUGCCUGCGACCAGCCUCACCCUCACCCCCUACCAAAUCCUUCAUUUUAGCUUUGGGCAGAUGCAAGGGAAGGGCGGGGCGCCGGCUUUCUCUUUAAAAGUCCUCGCAACCUGAACUGGACUCCUCGGCAAAUCCUACUGUUUGAGGACACAGAUCAGGGCCCGGGGUUGGGGAGCAGUUGUUAGGGUGCAUCGGGACUCCUCUGUUUUCCAAGGAGAACGGCGUACCCUGCAGAUUGGGUGCACGGUGGAGGUCGGGAAGGGCGGUCAAAGGCCCUUUGGGUCUGAGGACGGCUUGGAGUCCUACCCACGUUUGUACCGCCAGUGUCUCAUCAAUCCCCGGAGUUGGGGACCCCGCGGUUUGGGAAUUCGGGGUGGGAUGGGGCUCCGGGGUCUUAAAUUUGAAGACUGGCGAGUACAUCCUGUUGCUUGCUGAUCUCUCAAUUGGGAAACCGUAAAUUUAGUGUCCCCUGGCUUGGGGAUUCAGUUCCACGUCUCAGGGACAGUUGAUACAGGACAAUAAGUCCUCUUUAUUUGGAGGUUGGUAGAUAGGGAACCCAGCAGGAUCCCCAAAGAUGCGUUUUGGCACUCUCCUGGCCUUGGUUUGGGGUGAGAGGACACUCCCUGGCGGUCCUCAGGGACUGCCAGCUCUGGCCACAAUGGGGCCAAGUUUUGUGCUCCGGUGGGUAGCACUGCUGGCCUGCCUGCUUCCUGCUGGGGGCUGUGUCAUAUGUGAUCCCUCCGUGGUGGCAGCACUGAAGUCCUUGGAAAAGGAUUACCUGCCUGGCCACCUGGAUGCCAAGCAUCACAAAGACGUGAUGGAAAGGGUACAGCACGCUGUGAGGGAUUUCAAUGACUUGCCCAUUAAUGAGACGUCCUACAUGGGAGCUGUUGAUGAGGCCACACUAGAAAAGGCAUCCUGGAGUCUGCUGAAGGAUUUGAAACGCAUCACAGACAGUGAGGUAGAAGGUGAGCUCUUCGUGAGGGAGCUGUUCUGGAUGCUGCACCUGCAGAAGGCCACCUUUGCCACCUUUGCCGCUCAGUUCCAGACAGAGGCUUAUUGUCCCAACAAAUGUGGAAUGAUGUUGCAGACUCUGAUCUGGUGCGAUAACUGCAAGAAGCAGGUUCAUGCUUGUCGAAAGUCCUACGAUUGCGGGGGGCGCCAAGUGGAAGUCUAUGAGAUGGAAGACCUGAUCCUGGACUGUGAGCUGAACUGGCAUCACGCCUCUCAAGGCCUCACGGAGUACAGUUUUUACAGGGUUUGGGCGAACGAUUCUGAGACCUUGGUGUCCAGGAAGAAAGAGCCCACCCUGACCAAGCCGAUGGUGGGUCCAGAGGAUGAAGGCAACUACCGCUGUGAGCUGGGCACAGUGAAUUCUGGCCCAGCCACGAUCAUCUAUUUCCAUGUCACAGUGCUGCCCGAAAGGGUUGAGGAGGAAAUACCGUCACCGAACAUCAUAACCGAGGGUGAGGUGACCCCAGUACACCCCGAGUCGUCCACAACAGUGCAGUCUUUGAGGCCCGAGGACGUGCUGAGAAGCCGCCUCCUCGGGCUGCUGAUCUUGUGCUCUGCGGUGCUGGUAGCCGGCAUAGCCUUCGCGAUAGCUUCCCGGAGUAAGGUGGUAGGUUUCAUUAAGUCCUCACUGCUGGCGGCUGGCGGCGGAGCUGCACAGCACCCCCGGGUUCCGGAGGAAAAGGCCACAGAUUCGAGGAGCCAAUAAAUGUUUACCUUGUUGUCCAAGUAUCUGACUCGUUCCUGACUGCGCCUACCUUUCGGUUCCUCCAGAGGAUCUCUGUCUGGGAGCAUCCUCCUGCCCGAGGGAGGAGGGGCUGGACACCUGGGCCCCUGGGCCCUGGAGACCAACUGA
This is a messenger RNA of Tupaia belangeri chinensis (Chinese tree shrew), 2031 nucleotides long. RefSeq names its product izumo sperm-oocyte fusion 1 (gene IZUMO1). The transcript is spliced from 9 exons. Gene Ontology annotation, biological process: sperm-egg recognition; fusion of sperm to egg plasma membrane involved in single fertilization; heterotypic cell-cell adhesion. Gene Ontology annotation, molecular function: signaling receptor binding; protein binding involved in heterotypic cell-cell adhesion. The record is from RefSeq and is a predicted model, not a curated record. Gene Ontology annotation, cellular component: acrosomal membrane; plasma membrane. Lineage: Eukaryota; Metazoa; Chordata; Mammalia; Scandentia; Tupaiidae. Bases 739 to 1884 code for a protein of 381 amino acids.